CUCUUUCUGGCUUUAUCGUACUGCGCAGGCGCUCUGAGUGAACCAAGAUGGCGGCUCCCGUGGAUCUGGAGUUGAAGAAGGCCUUCACAGAGCUUCAAGCCAAAGUUAUUGACACUCAACAGAAGGUGAAGCUUGCAGACAUACAGAUUGAACAGCUAAACAGAACGAAAAAGCAUGCACAUCUUACAGAUACAGAGAUCAUGACUUUGGUAGAUGAGACUCACAUGUAUGAAGGUGUAGGAAGAAUGUUUAUUCUUCAGUCCAAGGAGGUAAUUCACAAUCAACUGUUAGAGAAACAGAAAAUAGCAGAAGAAAAAAUUAAAGAAUUAGAACAGAAGAAAUCCUAUCUGGAGCGGAGUGUGAAGGAAGCGGAGGACAACAUCCGGGAGAUGCUGAUGGCACGAAGGGCACAGUAGGAAAUCUCUAGCAGAAGCUUCCUGCUCCCUCCCAUUCCUGGCAAGGGCAGAGGGGCCCAUGUGGGGAAAGCAUCCUCUCUUCUGCCCUGAUGGACUUUUUAUUUGGAUGAUCUGGUAACCCUAUGUUUUCUACUUCACCCUGAUCCCUUUUCAGAUCCCAACUCUUGGAUUUUUUAUCCUGGCUCUGUCUGCUACCCCUGCCCAGAACACUCUUUUCCCCUGGGGGUGAGUCACCAACUCCCAGGAGAGGGAAGCUGGGAGCCAGGACAGAGGGGAGCUCUGCCCAAGCCUAUCACUAGUUAUGCUGCUUAGACCAAUAAAAGGCGUCUGUUCCCCCA
Molecule: messenger RNA, 754 nt
Organism: Callorhinus ursinus (northern fur seal)
Lineage: Eukaryota; Metazoa; Chordata; Mammalia; Carnivora; Otariidae
Gene: PFDN1
Product: prefoldin subunit 1
Biological process (GO): protein folding
Cellular component (GO): prefoldin complex; cytoplasm
Molecular function (GO): protein folding chaperone
Source: RefSeq, a predicted model, not a curated record